Molecule: messenger RNA, 674 nt
Organism: Asparagus officinalis (garden asparagus)
Lineage: Eukaryota; Viridiplantae; Streptophyta; Magnoliopsida; Asparagales; Asparagaceae
Exons: 2
Coding region: 90-437 (115 amino acids)
Source: RefSeq, a predicted model, not a curated record
UUCGGAAUUAUCAUCUAAUUUGCAUCCCAUCCGUCUUUCAUCCCCUCGCUCCUCACGUGCCAGAAACUCGUACGCGUGUGAGAGAGGGGAUGGGCUGUGCGAUCGCUAUCUCUAUUUCCUUCUCCGGUCCAACUCUCGGCCGGUGGUCGGUGUCGAAUCGGAGACUGUUCGUGAAGAAAAGCGGCGGCGGCGAGCUUAGGACGUGCAAGAAUUGCAAGGGUCAGUAUGAUCCCUCGCUGAAUCAGCCUCGUGCUUGCCGAUACCAUACUGCUCAUUUUGGAGGAGAAACAAAGAGAAAAUUUGAAAGUGUUUACUCAGGAGGGACGAUGAACACUCCUGAUGCUGGACAAGUUUUACAAUACUGGCAUUGCUGCGGUUCUGAGAAUCCUUUUGAUAUCGGAUGCACUGCAGGUCCUCACUGUUCAUAUGAUGACUGAUCCACAUACCGUAUUUUCUCAAGUAAUCCUUCUUAGGUUCUUGCAUCUAUCUCUAUGUAUAAGAAGAAGAUUUAUACGAGAGAAUAUUUCAAAUGGAAAUUUCUAUCCAAAUAAUACUGGUAAUUUAUUUCCGUUAUUUGAAAAGUACAUCAGUUGCUAAUUACAGUUUAUAUGUGCAGUCUUUGAUUUGUACAGCUACAAUCAAGAGUUAAAUGCAAAAUACAACCCUUUGUGUUA